Messenger RNA from Fusarium venenatum, 1095 nucleotides. Its product is annotated as PLC-like phosphodiesterase. Gene Ontology annotation, biological process: lipid metabolic process. Lineage: Eukaryota; Fungi; Ascomycota; Sordariomycetes; Hypocreales; Nectriaceae. The record is from RefSeq and is a predicted model, not a curated record. Gene Ontology annotation, molecular function: phosphoric diester hydrolase activity.
AUGCUUCACUCUUCACUUCGCUCCAUAGUGGCUGGAGUCCUCGCUGCCACUUCAACUGUCUACGCUCUCCCACAAUCAAACUCAGGAUCAGGUUCUGGUUCAAGUUCGACAGCAUGCAACAACUCUCCCGAUCUUUGCGACCGUAACUACAACAACAUUACGCAUCUCGGCGCUCACGGAAGCUCCUUUCUAAGAGACGGUAACGAUGGUCUCUCAGCCGCAGGAAACCAAAACUUCAACGCUACAGAUGCUCUUGACGCUGGUCUUCGUCUCCUUCAGGCUCAAGUCCACAAGGAAAACAACGCUCUACACCUAUGUCACACCUCUUGUGAUAUUCUCGACGCUGGAACGCUUGAGAAUUGGUUGAGCAAGAUUAAUGCAUGGAUGGAGGCCAACGCCAACGAGGUCGUUACUAUUCUGCUAGUCAACUCUGACAGUGCCAGCGCCAAUGAGUUUGGCAAGGCUAUCAACGGUUCUGGCAUUGCUGAACUGGCUUAUGCACCAUCCAGCCAGAACGCCACUACCGAGUGGCCAACUCUCAAGUCCAUGAUUGAUGCCAAGACGCGCCUGGUUACCUUUGUUACCAACAUCGACGCUUCGACACAGUACCCCUACUUGAUGCCCGAGUUCGACUACGUCUUCGAGACAGCUUUCGAGGUUCCGGAACUGAACGCUUUCAACUGCACCGUUGACCGUCCUUCCAAGAUCUCCGACGGCGCUUCAGCUCUGUCCAAUGGCAUGAUGAGUCUGGUCAACCACUUCAAGUACCAGAGCCUCGCCACCAACAGCGAUCUUUUCAUCCCUGAUACCGAGAACAUCGACACAGUGAACAGCGACGGUACUACCACAGACGGCGAGCUGGGCAAGCACCUCCAGGAGUGCCGACAGGAGUGGGGUGCUGCCCCCAACUUUGUCCUUGUCGAUUUCUUCGAGAAGGGCCAGGUCCUUGCUGCGACAGACAAGAUGAACGGUGUCUCUGACGCUACCGGCCGUGAGGAGGUCUCAUCAGAUGAGUCUCUGGGCAGCACCAACGACAGACAAGUCGGUAUGGUUGCCUUGACAGCCUUUGUCGCUGCCGCUGUACUCCUGGUGUAA